Molecule: messenger RNA, 981 nt
Organism: Neurospora tetrasperma FGSC 2508
Lineage: Eukaryota; Fungi; Ascomycota; Sordariomycetes; Sordariales; Sordariaceae
Exons: 2
Coding region: 1-981 (326 amino acids)
Biological process (GO): chorismate biosynthetic process; shikimate metabolic process
Molecular function (GO): shikimate 3-dehydrogenase (NADP+) activity
Source: RefSeq, a predicted model, not a curated record
AUGUCGGUCGUCCAGCCCCGACAGCAAGAGCUCCUCCACCUCACCAGCACACCCGACAUCACCCCCUACACCAGACAUGGCUAUCUCUUCGGCCAAAAACUCGCGGCCUCCAUGUCCCCUCUCCUCCACUCCAUCGUUUACUCCCACCUCUCUCUCAACUGGGCCCAACUUCGUCUCGACUCCCCCUCUAUACCACUCUUCCUCCAGCUGACCCAGCACCCAGACUUCUACGGCGCCUCAGUGACCAUGCCUCACAAAGUGGCCAUCAUCCCUCACCUUGACCACCUGACUCCCGAAUGUCGCGAUGUCGGCGCCUGCAAUACCCUAUUUCUCAAAACCGACCCAGCCACCGGCCGUCGCCUGUACUGCGGCGCCAACACCGACGUGAUUGGCGUGCGCGAGAGCUUCGUUCAAAAUGUAUCUGACCCCGCCCGGGUGUACGAGAGCCGGCCGGCACUGGUAAUUGGCGGCGGCGGCGCGGCGCGAUCGGCCGUGUACGCGCUGCACAAGUGGCUCGGCGCAACGGACAUCUACCUCGUGAACCGGGACAAGAGCGAGGUGGACGCGGUGAUUGCCGAGUGCACGGAGCGCGGGUACGGCGAUCGCCUGGUGCAUGUGGCGAGCGUGGAGCAGGCUGAAGGCCUGGAGGGGCCGGGGGCGAUAGUCGCUUGCAUUCCGGAUUUCCCGCCUAAGACGGAGAAGGAGAUGUUGGUGAGGAGGAUCGUCGAGACGUUCUUGAUGAAGGAGGAGAAGGGUGCUAUGCUGGAGAUGUGCUAUAACCCUAGCCCGUUUACCGAGUUGGGAGCGUUGGCGGAGCACGAGGGGUGGCAGGUUAUCUUGGGCACGGAGGCUUUGAUUUGGCAGGGGAUUGAGCAGGACAAGUAUUGGACCGGUCGUACAAAUGAGGAACUUCCCAUUCAACAGAUCAAGGAAGUCAUUGCUGCAAAAUUGGCGGAAGCUUCCAAAUCGCACACCAGUUGA